Messenger RNA from Morus notabilis, 978 nucleotides. Its product is annotated as lysine-rich arabinogalactan protein 18. Gene Ontology annotation, cellular component: plasma membrane. Bases 1 to 690 code for a protein of 229 amino acids. The record is from RefSeq and is a predicted model, not a curated record. The transcript has 2 exons. NCBI's taxonomy places the organism in Eukaryota, Viridiplantae, Streptophyta, Magnoliopsida, Rosales, Moraceae.
AUGGACAGGAAAAGCGCAAUCGUAGUGGCCUUGAUCUGCAUUGUCGUCGCCGGCGUCGGAGGCCAAAAUCCGACUUCCGCGCCGACAAAGUCUCCAGCGACACCCACCACCACUGCUCCAGCCACGUCCCCAGCCGCCGCGCCGACAAAGCCAAAGUCUCCAGCUCCAGUUGCCUCUCCAACUUCAACUCCUCCGGCUUCAUCUCCGGUCUCAGCUCCACCAAAACCAGCGGCGCCAGCUCCAGCCGCGAAUCCGCCAGCAUCCACACCCCCGGCGGCGGCUCCAGUGAGCUCUCCACCGGCUCCUGUUCCCGUGAGCUCCCCUCCAGCUCCUGUUCCGGUCAGCUCUCCGCCGGAGAAAACUCCACCAGUUUCAUCGCCGACAACAUCACCGAUGACCUCUCCUCCGGCCGCUCCUGUUGCCGCGCCAGUGGCAGAAGUUCCGGCUCCGGCUCCGGCUAAGAGCAAGAAGAAGAGUAAGAAGCACAAGUCUUCGGCGCCUGCGCCGGCUCCGGAGCUGCUCGGCCCCCCUGCGCCGCCGACGGAAGCCCCCGGACCGAGCUCAGACGCUUCCUCUCCCGGUCCUUCCUCGGCCGACGACGUGAGUGGAGCCGAAACGAUCAUCAGCAGUGUGCACAAGUUGUUGGGGGGCAUUGCAUUGGGAUGGGCGGUGCUCGCUUUGAUCCUCUAGAGAGAGACACUUCUCAUUAUUGUCGUUAUUAUUUUAAUCAUUUUUUUUUAAAAACCCUCAUGUUCUUCUCUCUAUAAGUACUGUGGACUUAUUAGUUUAUUCAACAUUUUAUUUACCAUUUGUUUUUCUAUAAACUAAUGGUGGAUUUGAUUCGUUUUUGGGAUUUGCCACACACAUUAAUAUUGCUUGUAUUCUUUUGGAAGACUUAUGAGUAGAGUGUGAGGGGAAAUACUUGUUCUUACUUUUUGUAUUGAGUUUAAUUUUUACCUUCUAUUUUUUGGGUAAUUA